Molecule: messenger RNA, 1356 nt
Organism: Lolium perenne
Lineage: Eukaryota; Viridiplantae; Streptophyta; Magnoliopsida; Poales; Poaceae
Source: RefSeq, a predicted model, not a curated record
AUGGUGAGACAGGUGAGGCACACGGCAAAGAAGCCUGCCGCACGACAAAGGCCCCCUGCGCACGACAAAGAGUCGCCGCACGGAAAAGGGCUGCGCACGACAAAGGGUGCGGAUAAGGCUCUGGUCGGGCCGCGCCCUGAGCCACAAAAGAACCUGGUCGAUCUCCUCGCUCGCUCCCCGUGCCGCCACCACACGAACGCAGGCCGCACGCCGCCGCCUCGAUCUCCGUCGCUGCCGCUGCUGCUACUCCCCCCGCCCCCUCCCCCGCCGCCGCUGCUGCUACUCCCCCGCCCCUUCCCCGCUGCCGCCGCUGCUUCUCCCCACGGUCGCCCUCACCUGCCAUUACUGCUCGCCGGCAGGCUGCAGCUACUGCCCGUGCCAACUGCUGCUGGUCGCCCCCGGCGGCUGCUACUGGUCGCCCCCGCCGGCUACUGCUGCUGCUCGCACCCCUCCUCCCCCCAUCGGCUGCUGCUCGUCCGCCUCGGCCAUUCCCCGGACUCCUGCUCGCCACCACCCGAGCCGCUACCAGCCGCAGAGAAGAGCUCCGACCGCCACCACCUGGCCUCCCGCGCGCUUUGGGAAGCGCCGGCGGAGCACCAGUACGUUACAGUUGUGGAGAGGCUGAGGCCACGUGAUAAGAGGCCAUAUCAGCGUGGGAAAACACAACUCCCCUCGCUGAAGGAGUGGCCCUACAGCCAUGUUGUUCUAGAGCCCGCUGGAAGGAGUUCGUUCAAGUUUGAAGACCCGUCGCAGAGGCCGCCACAUGGGUACGCGAACAUCUUUGGGGGCCUACUUAGAAGGUAUUUCCCUGGGCUAGUCGAUCUCCCUACUGGUGGCCGCGACAGAUACUUCCGGAAGGCCGAGGGUAAGGAAAAUGCAUGCAAUGCUGUCCUACACCAGAUGGCAAGGACGAGGGUGACUGGCAUACACUACGAGGCACGUGUUCAGUGCGUCCGCAACUGGCACGCCGACCGCUUCGGAGAGAUGGCAGCAAAGGAGCAGCAGGCCCAGGAGCGAAGGGCGCAGAUGGAGAAGCAGAUUCUGGACUACCAGCAGAACCAGGCAUAUAUGAUGCAACAGAUUCAACAGCAGCAACAGAUUCAACAGCAACACCAGGCACAGAUGAACUGGCUGAUGAGCCAGACCAAUCUGUCUUCUCCAUCGGGGAGUCUUCCUCUUCCUCCUUUCUCCUUGUCGUGGAUGCCGCCACCAUCCACUCAGAGUCCGAAACAUGACAAGGCAAUGGUGAUGAUGCCGGCGGAAGCAAUGAAGGAGGACAAGGCUUUGGAGCUUGCAGAAGGUGACAAGCUGGAGCUGCAUGAUGGAUUGGCUCACAGAGAUCACAAGAAGGCGUAG